CAACCACCACCGUGGCGCAGACGGCAAACGGCAGACGGCAAUCAAAGCAUAGCAAUGUCAGCCUCGCCGGCUCCCAGUGGGGAGCGAGGCAAGGACAGCGAGCGUGGGGAGUUCUCGCGCGACGUGAGCGUGAGCGCGGAUGCCAGCGGUGGCGACGAGGGCAGGCCAUCGCUGCACACUUCCAGAGAGGAAGAGGAGGAGGAAGAGGAGGAAGACAUGGAAGAGGAAGAAGAGGAGGAGGAAGAAGCUCCCGUCGUCGAGUACCUCAGUGCAGGUCGAUCGAGGCGGUCCACGGCGGGCAAUCGGAUGCGCGAGCUGCUCGAGCAGGAGCGCGAGAAGCUCGAGGCCGAGGGCGAGGCGUCGGAGAGGCGCAUGCAGACUCAGGCACGGCAGCAGCAGCGAGGAGCGGGCGAGGAUGAGGACGAGGACGAGAUCUUCCGCGAGGAGGAAGGAGACAUCGACUUUGAAGAGAAACUCGACGAUGCGUACGACAUUGUGGACUCUGACUUUGACAAGAGCAGCGACGAUGGGCAAGAUGACGACGAGGACGAUGAUGAGGUCGGCGAGAGGCGGCUGCAGGAAGAGGAAAAGGCAGCAAAGAAGGCAUCGAGAGCAAGAGCGGUACCGAUCGGCAUGAAGAAGCCAGCGAUCAAACAUCCGGCCGCAGGUGAGGCGAGUCCUUCGCAGCAGCAGCCCAGGGCACCACGCCGGAGCAUCACCUUUGCAGCGACGACGACGUCGGGCCCAGGCGCGGGGAAGCCGCGUACCUCUUCGCGCAAGGCGACGAUGCGCAUUGCCGAUGAGGUCAGGGCUAGAAAGGCCGAGCAGGAGGCCCGACGCGCGGCGAUGGCGCCCGUCAAGAAGCCAAAGAAGCGUCCUCGCCUGACGCAGGCCGAGCUCAUCGCCGAGGCAUUUGAGGUGGAGGAGCACAACAGGCAGAGCUUGGCCGACUUUAUGCAGCGGGAGGAAGAGAGGAGGGAGAGAGACAAGGGUAAAAAGGUCAAGAGGAUGGAGCACGGCGGCUUUUUGCGAUGGCGAAGCGUGAAAGUCAAUCCUUCUGCACCAAAGCUCGUGGAGAUCAUCGAUGUAGAUGACAACAAGGGGCGGGAGAGCGCACCCCUGACAGCUGCAGUCACCGAGGAUCCCGUUGUGGCAGCCAGGCUGGCUUCCACCGCCCAAAGGCAAGCGCCCAAGCUCGAGAUGGACGCAACCUCGGCGACGCAGACAGAAAGCGACAUGCCCGCCGAAAAGACCUCGCAGACCGCCGAGGGGCCUGCGGAUCAGUCUACAGCAUCGGCAGCGGACCAGUCCUUGCCAGCGGACGGGGACGUGUCGAUGGAAGACACGUCACUCUCCCUCGUCGUUCCUCCCUCGACAACAGCAACAGAAUCAGCUGCAGAACCAGCAGCGGAACGAGCAGCAGAGCCAGCAGCGGAACGAGCAGCAGAACCAGCAGGAGUACCAGCAGGAGUACCAGCAGCAGAGCCAGCAGCAGAGCCAGCAGCAGAGCCAGCAGCAGAGCCAGCAGCAGAGCCAGCAGCAGAGCCAGCAGCAGAGCCAGCUUCAGUAUCAGCACCAGCCCCACUACCGAAUGGCCAAACUAGCCAAGCCCUCGCUCCCCCGCCAAGAACAUCUCCGCCGGCUGCCCUUCCUGAAGCGAGGACGUUUGUCUCUGUGCUCGACCUCGAUCCCAAUCUGAGCACCUGGGUGGAUGAAUACAAAGCCAUCCUGGGCCUCCACUGCCAGUGGGAUCGCUACAUCCUCGUCCCUGCGCGUAAUCGUCCGUUGCGACCGCGCCAGUCGACUUGCGUCAUCACCGGACUGCCAGCCAGGUACAAGGACCCAGUGACGGGCAUCCCCUAUGCGAGCGCAAAGGCAUACAAGAUCUUGAAGGAGGUCGUCCGAGGAGACUUUAUCUGGAGCAAGAGCGGCGACGAGCCAUCAGUGGUAGCAAAGGACAAACCCGUCGUAGCCUACGAUGCGCUCGAGAUGGGCGCCUACCUCGACAGGGUGGACCAGGAAGGCGCAAGCGGUGUAUUGGCCCAAGCGAGGGGCUCAUUGUCAUCGCAGACGGCGGCCCCGGUUUCAGCGUCGACGACGGCGGGUGCUCCAUCGUCAAAAGGGAAGUGGGUGACGGCUCCCCCGCUGCCAGGAGGCCUGGCGCCUGGCGACGAAAAAGCCCUUAUUGCCGCUGCGACGGCCCUGCCAGCGGGCACGACGCGGUCGGGGGGCAGAAGGAGCCAUGCAAGGCCCUCUUCGUCUUCUGCCAAGUAGAAGUGACACUUUACAACCAUGAUGCAGACUUGUAUUUGUACCCGUAAUCAUCAUUAUCACUUUUGCCGUU
Messenger RNA from Acaromyces ingoldii, 2344 nucleotides. RefSeq names its product YL1-domain-containing protein. Gene Ontology annotation, biological process: chromatin remodeling; regulation of DNA-templated transcription. Gene Ontology annotation, cellular component: nucleus. The transcript is spliced from 2 exons. The record is from RefSeq and is a predicted model, not a curated record. Gene Ontology annotation, molecular function: ATP-dependent H2AZ histone chaperone activity. NCBI's taxonomy places the organism in Eukaryota, Fungi, Basidiomycota, Exobasidiomycetes, Exobasidiales, Cryptobasidiaceae. Bases 55 to 2274 code for a protein of 739 amino acids.